ACUUUCUGCACUCCCCCUACAAGCCACAGACAGCGUGAAGAGUGUGAGGGGUAGAAAAAAAGGGAUAAUCACCCAGAAGAACAGCAGAGACAGGGAAGGUGUUGAGCAUGCCAGCGUACGCCACCAACAUGAGGCUCAAGUUCCCCAUUCUGGCCUUAAUACUGGAAGCCGUGACCAUUAUCGUAUAUGCUCUCCUUGUGGUAUAUGACACCAGUGAUUCUCACAGACAUGAUGGGAGUCAUGCAGAAACGAAUGCAUCUCAUCCAAGCAGCCCAAUGACCCUUUAUCCCAUGUUUCAGGACGUACACGUGAUGAUCUUCAUUGGCUUUGGUUUCUUGAUGACCUUCCUAAAGAGAUAUGGCUUCAGCAGUGUGGGGAUCAACCUGUUGCUGGCUGCCUUUGGCUUGCAGUGGGGUCUUCUCCUCCAGAACAUCUGGCAUUUGCAUGACGGAAAAAUAAGAGUCAACAUCGAAAGAAUGAUUAAUGCUGACUUCAGUACUGCGACUGUUCUGAUCUCGUUUGGAGCGGUUCUGGGAAAAACCAGUCCUGUCCAGCUUCUCAUCAUGACCCUGCUGGAGAUCACCGUCUUCUGCAUUAAUGAGCAUUUGGUUGUGGAAGUCCUUAAGGUUUCUGAUGUUGGUGCCUCCAUGACCAUCCAUGCUUUUGGGGCUUACUUUGGAUUAGCUGUUGCUCGUGUUCUUUAUCGCCCUGGUCUUCGUAACGGCCAUGAAAAUGAUGGCUCAAGCUAUCACUCAGACUUGUUUGCUAUGAUUGGCACAGUCUAUCUGUGGAUGUUCUGGCCCAGCUUUAAUUCUGCAAUUGCUGAACCUGGUGAUGCUCAGCUAAGGGCUGUUAUCAACACCUAUUUCUCUCUGGCUGCUUGCGCUCUCGCUGCCUACGCUACCUCCAGUUUGGUCGAGAAGAAGGGUAAACUUGACAUGGUUCACAUUCAGAAUGCCACUCUGGCUGGAGGUGUUGCUGUGGGUACCUGUGCUGACAUGGACAUCCAGCCAUUUGGAGCAAUGGUGAUCGGAAUCACUGCAGGCAUUAUCUCCACUGUUGGAUUUAAGUUCCUCACUCCCAUACUUGCUUCCAAACUUGGAAUCCAAGACACCUGUGGCGUGCAUAACCUCCAUGGCAUGCCGGGCAUCCUAGGGGGCCUUGCGGGCAUUGUGGCAGCAGCACUAGGAAAGAAAGAAAAAGUUUCAGCAACUUCUCAGGCAUGUGGUUUGGCAUCUUCUCUGGGUUUUGCUUUGGUGGGUGGAUUGAUCACAGGUCUGAUCAUGAAGAUUCCAUUCUUGGGGCAGCCGCCUGAUCAAAACUGCUUCGAUGACUCAAUCUUCUGGGAGGUACCUGAGGAAGAAGAGGAACAUGAAGAGCGUUUGACUCAUGGCGAUUAUUCCAAGAACAAAGCAGAGGCUUGAAGCUCAGCUCCAAACUAGCUCAUUUCACAAAUCAAGAGACCCAGUCCAAUAAGCACUCAGAGGCUGUUUAACGUCAGCAUCUACUCCACUUACUAACAUCUUCAACAGUGAAUUCACUAUAAGUACUAAGACAUGUCAUGUGUUAUUUUGUAAUGGGUGCUUUUCUAUACAUGUAAGCUACAUCUUAAAAACAUCUGCAACUCAUAAUAUACUACACUGAUAAGUGCUGUCUCAAACGUUCUAAAAUUAGGCAUUAUAUAAUGAAAUGUAAGAUGGUUAAAAGUAAUUACCAAAAAAGUUCCUAAGCUAACUCAAAGUGUGGGUCAGUUAUUGUCGUCUACUGAACUGCAAGUAACUGAUUGAAUAGUUGCUCACUGUAAUGUGCAAAAAUCUGAGCCAAUGCUUAAGUGUCUAAUAUCAAAGUAGUUUUGAAUAAGCUUUUUUUUAAUGAUUUUUUUUUUUUUUUACAUACCCAAAUUUUAUGAUCACUAGAGAUUUUAACCAGUGCUCUUAUGUGUUUUAAGCCAUGCAUAUUAGUCCACAUCCAAAGAGAGAUCCUUCAACUUUCUUGCAACAAUUAUAGUUGCUUUUUAUUGAGAUCAGUAACAACCCUUUAUGCAAUGAAGUAUUUUAAGCUGUUGUAUCCUAAAGAACUAACAAAUAUAUUGUUGACUUUUAUAUUUUCACACAAUUUCUAAUACUUUAAAAUGACCUCAGCUAAAUGCAGUGGCCUCAAAAAGUAAUUAAAAACUCACAGAAAACGCUACAUUUAUAAUUGUAUAUAAAAAAAUCAAAAAAAAAAAUAUUAGCUUGGAUUUAAAAGAACAAUAAUAAUUAAGCACACUUUUCCAGUUUGUUAGGAUAACAUUAGUGGAACAUGUUCAUAGUUUAUGUAAUUAUCUUCAGGUGUUGUUACUCUACUGGGACACCUUUGUGAACUUGAGUAGCACUAACUUCAUACCUCCACUAAUGGACCCUCGGACCAACUGAUUAAAAGUAAUGAGAUAAAUGACUAAAACUUAAGCUGAUUCUGAGAAAAUGUUUUGUUAUCAUUUGCUGGCAGUGUGAUAUAGUGUCCAAAUGCAUUUUGGGGUCACUGUACAUUUACAUAUUUGAAACUGCAUCUUUUUGUCAGGAUCAUUGUAAAACUAUGUACACAAUAGUAUUACAUAAAAGCUCUUACAUUGCUUGAAUGUUCACCU
Molecule: messenger RNA, 2626 nt
Organism: Labeo rohita (rohu)
Lineage: Eukaryota; Metazoa; Chordata; Actinopteri; Cypriniformes; Cyprinidae
Gene: rhag
Product: Rh associated glycoprotein
Exons: 10
Coding region: 108-1424 (438 amino acids)
Biological process (GO): ammonium transmembrane transport; ammonium homeostasis
Cellular component (GO): plasma membrane
Molecular function (GO): ammonium channel activity
Source: RefSeq, a predicted model, not a curated record